This is a messenger RNA of Amyelois transitella, 4986 nucleotides long. RefSeq names its product anoctamin-4. NCBI's taxonomy places the organism in Eukaryota, Metazoa, Arthropoda, Insecta, Lepidoptera, Pyralidae. Gene Ontology annotation, cellular component: plasma membrane. The coding region runs from base 1 to 3513 and encodes 1170 amino acids. The record is from RefSeq and is a predicted model, not a curated record. The transcript has 25 exons. Gene Ontology annotation, molecular function: chloride channel activity; protein dimerization activity. Gene Ontology annotation, biological process: chloride transmembrane transport.
AUGACAAAUUUCAGUUUCAGAAUAGCCAUGGAAAAUGGAUAUGAAGAGGACAUAAAAAAAUCAGUCUCCAAGCUCACGUACCGGGUGCCGCGCACAUUCAACCAGCUGGAGAAGCUCGGCCAAGGUUUGGAGAAGUAUGGCCAAGGUCUGAAAUUGGGGCCAACACUGGACAAACAUCACUCCGUUCUGGACAGAGUGUCGUACGAAAGUGAGAGGAAUAGACUGAGCCAGAGUCAGAGUGAAGCAUCAUCGAGGAGGAACAGCGAUGAUGGGAGAAGGAAGGGGGGGUACAGAGAUGGCACGUGCUCGGAGCCCCCCACAGCCGGGGUGGCGCACGACAGCGUGUGGCAUGCCCUGGACAGCUCCACCUCCACCACGCGCACCGAGCUGAGUCUCUCCGACACGCAAGAUGACCUUAGCACCCAACGCCGCCGGAGCCACGAAUCAGCGUUACCGGCCACGCCCCUGCACACCCGGGUGCCGUGGAAGUCGGCGGACAGCAUCAACGCUGACGCCGCCUUCGGGACCUCCCUGGCUGACAUCAUGGAAAGUCCUGCUAAUAAGAUCCAUCUUCGUGACGACAUCAAGUCCAUCCAUUCGGACAGUUCCGAAGACCGGAGACUCUCCCGAGGCUGGCGUUUCGUGAGGAAUGUGACCUCGGCUGCUGGAGCGUUCUCCCCCAAAUUUAAGGAGGCGCCUACGGCUCCAGCCUUGCCAGGGACGCCACUGCCCAGCUUUCAGUCCAAAUCAGAAAGCAAGUCGUCGGACUACCCACAAAAAGACGACAGGAAACCUUCACUGCCGCGUUACCCAGACGAGAAAGAUGAAAACAUUGGCGAGACCAAUCCUGAGGGUCUCGAACCUGAAUCCUUGAUGUUUCGUGACGGCAGACGACGCAUAGACAUGGUGUUGGCUUACGAAGAGGAAGACUACGGGGUUAUGACUGAGGCUGAGGCCAAGAAGAGAGACCACAGGAGGACGUUUCAGGAGAGCCUAAUCAAAGAGGGUUUAGAACUGGAACUAGAGAACAAAUGCUUGUCUUUCGACGAGAAGACCUGGUUCCUGAAGAUCCACAUACCCUGGAAGACGGAGAUGAGGCUGGCUGAGGUGAUCGGCAUGAAACUACCCACGAAGAGGUUCAUCACCAUUUCUGUCAGAGCUUGGAGCGACGAAAAACAAGCAGAGAGAGACAAACGAUGGCAUUCAAAAUGGCGGCGGCGAUGGAAACAGCUGUACGAGUAUGAACAUAGCAGGAUCGAACCCGAACCAUCUUUCUAUACUGCCACCGACCAGAGAGGAGUCAGGAGGGAAGAACAGUUUUUGGUCAAAGACAGACAUACUCAGUUCUCGCCAGCACAAAGAAGUCUUCUAGUCAUGCAGAUCUUGCUGAGAGCACGAUACGAUAAUACUGAAACCAAGAUGGGAAUCCGUCGACUCCUCAAUGACGGGACUUACUUGGCCUGCUUCCCUCUCCACGAGGGGAGAUACGAUGUGGACCUCUCUGACGGAACAGUUACUGAUAGAAGGCUCCUCUAUUUAGAAUGGGCUCGUCCCUCCAAGUGGUACAAGAAGCAGCCCCUAUGGCUCAUUCGGCGGUAUUUCGGAGACAAGAUCGGGUUAUAUUUCUGCUGGCUGGGGUUCUACACGAAAAUGCUGUACGCCCCCGCCAUCGUCGGCACCCUGUGCUUCUUGUAUGGAUUGGCUAGCAUGGAAUCUGAGGAUAAUAUACCGAGCAAGGAGAUCUGUGACCUCCGCGGGCCGGGCAACACGACUCUGUGCCCGCUCUGCGACAAAGCCUGCCAGUACCAGAGCCUCUCCGACUCCUGUCUCUUCGCCAAACUAACGUACCUCUUCGAUAACCCAGCCACUGUGUUCUUUGCUAUCUUCAUGUCGUUUUGGGCGACAACAUUUCUGGAGCUUUGGAAACGGAAGCAAUCUAUUCUCAGGUGGGAGUGGGACUUGGGCGGUGUGGAUCAGGAUGAAGAUCCCCGGCCGGAGUUCGAGACAUCAGUGAAGACAUUCAGAACCAACCCGGUGACGAGAGAGAAGGAGCCCUACCUGCCCGCCUGGCAGAAGACUAUGCGAUACGUGGCUACCAGCUCAGCUGUUCUGUUCAUGAUCACGAUCGUGAUGGGCGCCGUGCUGGGCACCAUCAUUUACAGGAUCUCCAUGGUGUCAGUCAUCUACGGCGGCAGCGGCUUCUUCUUGAAGAGACACGCCAAAAUCUUCACGUCCAUGACAGCUGCGCUCAUCAACUUGACAAUCAUUAUGAUUUUGACCAGGAUAUACGCAAAAGUGGCGGUGUACCUGACCAACAUGGAGAACCCUCGGACUCAGACGGAGUACGAGGACUCGUACACCUUCAAGAUCUUCUUCUUUGAGUUCAUGAACUUCUACUCUUCACUCAUCUACAUCGCGUUCUUUAAGGGUCGUUUCUACGACUACCCGGGGGACGACCAAGCCCGCAAGUCGGAGUUCUUCAAGCUGAAAGGCGACAUCUGCGACCCCGCCGGCUGCCUGUCGGAGCUGUGCAUCCAGCUGGCCAUCAUCAUGAUCGGAAAGCAGAGCUUCAACAACUUCAUGGAGCUCGGAUACCCAAAGUUCUACAACUGGUGGCGGCAGCGCUCCCACCGCGCCGUGACCCGCGACCUCAGCAAGCCGCACAUGGCGUGGGAGCGCGACUACCACCUGCAGGACCCCGGCCGCCUGGCGCUGUUCGACGAGUACCUGGAGAUGAUCCUCCAAUACGGAUUCGUGACACUAUUCGUGGCGGCUUUCCCUUUAGCACCAUUGUUCGCGCUCCUGAACAACAUCGCGGAGAUAAGACUGGACGCUUACAAGAUGGUGACGCAAGCACGACGCCCAUUGGCUGAGAGGGUUGAAGAUAUUGGCGCUUGGUACGGCAUCUUACGAGGCAUCACAUACGCCGCUGUGGUUUCCAAUGCGUUCGUGAUAGCGUACACUAGCGACUUCAUUCCACGCAUGGUGUACAAAUAUGUCUACUCCCCGGACAAUACCCUGGCUGGGUACAUCGACCACUCAUUGUCGUUGUUCAACACAUCGGAUUAUCGCGAAGACUGGGGCGCGGACGAGAACGAGGUGGACCCGCCCACGUGCGCGUACCGCGGGUACCGCAACCCACCAGACCAUAAUGACCCCUACGGUCUAUCACCACACUACUGGCACGUGUUCGCGGCUAGACUGGCCUUUGUCGUUGUUUUUGAGCACGUAGUGUUCGGCCUAACUGGUCUGAUGCAGCUGUUCAUACCGGACGUACCAAGCGAGCUUCGUACUCAGAUGCAAAGAGAGGCUCUGCUAGCUAAAGAGGCUAAAUACGAGCAUGGGAGGAGAAGACUGUCCACUGAGUAUAGACAACUGAUCACGCAGAAGAGUGAAAAUGCUGGAGAAAGACAACCAGGCCCUUGGCUGCGUCGCACGUCAAGGGCGUCAGACGGCCUCGACGCCCACGUGGCGGUCUCUCAACGGCCGUCCUCACCUCAAAUCACCCACUGAUAGCGACAUCUAUCCGUUGCGCACGGAACUACUAGAGUUUGGAACAGAUGGCGUUGUAAAUAAUUACCAAUACGUAACAAUAGAUGGCGGUGUAAAGAAUUAAAUUUACUUGGAAAGUACCGUCUUUUAAGGUAAAUAGUAAGUCCCUUGGGAUGCUGUUGGAAAUGAAACCAUUUUUUUGGUUACUUUUAUGACGCUUAGUAUCGAAUCUCAUAUAUAUGUAGAUGUAAGUAAAGUUAUUUAUUCUUUACCUAAGGAAAUAGUGAUUGACGUUAUUUUAACGCACAACUGAAAUUAUUCUGGAAUUUGACGUGAUUCCAAAAGAAAAAAAAUCCCGAGCAAAACCUAAUCUCAGAUAUAUCCAGGUUAUUUUUAGUUAUUUAACAUUAUUUAACGCACUCGUCAAAAUAGGUUAAGAAUAUAAUUAUUGUAUGUUCAAUUUCUACACAUACUUAUAAGUUUGCAAUAUUAUAAAAUACCAUAUACAUAUAGGUAAGUAGUAUUCAGAACUAUAUUUUUAUAGUAACUACGUAAAUGGCCUCUGUCUACCACGGAUGUGAUAUGAAUAUUAUGUUAAAAGGAACGUUAAGGGAAAGGCCUAGGCGAGCAUGUUCUGAGAAAGUUUAGAGAAAUAAAUUCUUUAAACCUUUGUAUAAAUUAAUCUUUGGGACGUUCUGGUAAAAAAAUUCAAAAAAUUUCAUUCUUGUAUGUGGAAAUAGGCCCUGCCUAUCCCCUUUGGGAAAGAGGCGUUAUUAUAUGUAAGUAAAUAAAUUAAUAUCCGCCGAAUAGCUAAAUCUCUCUUGAUUUGUGGUACGUAAAUUUAUUGGUAGGUAAGUAUUUGUAAUUUUCUCAAGAGUUAGUAAGGUCCAAAGGUAAGUGUAUUAUAAUAGGUAGGUAAUUGAUAAAAAAUACAUAAUAUCAAUCAUUUAAUUCUAGAGAAUAAAGAAGCCCGGGUCCGUCUUGUAACUAUGAUCCUAGAUUGUAAAGAAUUAACAAUACGCAACAGCAGAGAGUCAGAUUUUCACACGAAGCGACUCCGCAACCUUUGCAAGGAAACAUAACCCUUAUUAGAUACAUAUACAUACAUAUGAUCACGUCUAUAUCAAUUGCGGGGUAGACAGAGCCAACAGUCUUGUUAAUACUGACAGGCCACGUUCAGCUAUUUGGCUUUAAGAUAGAAUUGAGAUUCAAAUAGUGACAGGUUGCUAACCCAUCGCCUAAAAGAAGAAUCCCAAGUUUAUAAGCCUACCCCUUAGUCGCCUUUUACGACAUCCAUGGGAAAGAGAUGGAGUGGUCCCAUUCUUUUUUGUAUUGGUGCCGGAAACCACACGGCACCCUUAUUAGAUCAUGGUUUAAAAAUUAAAUAAGUAGGUAGUCCUAAUUUCCGAGAUCAAAUUGUAAAAAUGAAGGUCAGUGGGAUACCUAAGGCUGAUAAAAGUAUGUUUAUUUGUAAGUAAAGAGUGUGAAUUUUGU